Molecule: messenger RNA, 1450 nt
Organism: Marasmius oreades (fairy-ring Marasmius)
Lineage: Eukaryota; Fungi; Basidiomycota; Agaricomycetes; Agaricales; Marasmiaceae
Exons: 6
Coding region: 247-1293 (348 amino acids)
Biological process (GO): G protein-coupled receptor signaling pathway
Cellular component (GO): cytoplasm; heterotrimeric G-protein complex
Molecular function (GO): protein binding; signaling receptor complex adaptor activity
Source: RefSeq, a predicted model, not a curated record
GUUACAGGAUUUCGCACUCUGGUACUGCUUCACUCCCCCAUCCUUCACCGUCGCCGUCGCCGUUAUCCUCAGUGACAACCUGCUCCUCGUCGCUCUCAGUAUUGACGUCGGGGCUUUUGUCAUUGUCUUCUUGGUCUUGUAACGGGAGGCGCCUCCUUUUUGUCAUCUACUUGUCUCUGGUUCUCGUUUUCUCCCUAGGAGCAUUUAUUUUCUCAAUUCAAUCGAACGUUUUAGAAGUUUAUAGCGAUGUCGCAAAAUCAGGGUGAUAUUCAGGAGCGUAUUGCUGCCGCACGUAGGGAGGCAGAAAGUUUGAAGGAGAAGUUGCGUGCAAAGAAGGAGUCAUCAGCAGACACAAGCUUGCGAGCUAUGGCAGCGGAAGUAGAUGCUCUUCCUAGGAUCGUAAUGCGUCCCCGUCGGGCACUGAGGGGGCAUCUCGCCAAGAUAUACGCUAUGCAUUGGGCAGCCGACCGAAGGCAUCUCGUCUCUGCCUCACAAGAUGGAAAACUUAUCGUCUGGGACGCAUACACCACGAACAAAGUCCAUGCUAUUCCUUUACGUUCUAGCUGGGUCAUGACUUGCGCAUACUCCCCUUCUGGUAAUUUUGUUGCCUGUGGAGGACUAGACAACAUCUGUUCGAUCUACAACCUCCAGAAAGACGGAGGUAACGUGAGAGGCGCUCGGGAACUCAGCGCACACUCUGGGUACCUCAGUUGUUGUCGGUUCCUCAACGAUAGACAGAUCGUUACCUCUUCUGGUGACAUGACUUGCAUGCUCUGGGACAUUGAAGCCGGUGUUCGUGUAGUCGAGUUCAGCGACCAUACUGGCGACGUGAUGAGUCUGUCGCUAGGUCCCAAUCAAAACGUGUUUGUAUCCGGCGCGUGCGAUGCCACAGCUAAGCUUUGGGAUAUUCGUAGCGGCCGCGCAACACAGACCUUCACUGGCCACGAAUCGGAUAUUAACGCUGUUCAAUUCUUCCCGAAUGGUGAUGCAUUUGCCACCGGAUCGGACGAUGCUUCUUGCCGACUCUUCGAUAUUCGCGCCGACCGAGAACUCAACUCGUUCACUCACGACAAUAUCCUUUGUGGUAUAACUUCCGUAGCGUUCUCUAUCUCGGGACGGAUUUUGUUCGGUGGUUAUGAUGACUGGACAUGUAACGUGUGGGAUACUCUCAAAGGGGAACGUGUGGGUGUCUUGACUGGUCAUGAGAACCGUGUGAGUUGUUUGGGUGUUAGCGUCGAUGGAAUGGCCCUAUGUACAGGUAGCUGGGAUAGCACACUUCGGGUAUGGGCAUGAGCCAAUCUACCUCUUAUCCCAUUGCUUUCCCGGACACCCCCUAGUCGAAAUAUCCAAUUCCCUCCACCAACAUGCAUUGUGGUCGCCUCUCUUUCUCUCUUGUCACUGUUUGGUAUCUGUCGAAUUAUAUGACCCGUUGUCUAUCUGCCUACCUGCG